This is a messenger RNA of Mizuhopecten yessoensis (Yesso scallop), 2651 nucleotides long. RefSeq lists its product as uncharacterized. Bases 163 to 2016 code for a protein of 617 amino acids. The record is from RefSeq and is a predicted model, not a curated record. The transcript is spliced from 18 exons. Lineage: Eukaryota; Metazoa; Mollusca; Bivalvia; Pectinida; Pectinidae.
GUUAAUCAUCUCCCUGGCUGGAAACUGUAUCGACAUACACAAUAAGGCUUGAAACUGUGAUACGCUUCAUCCUGCCAUGUUGUGAUGCACAAAACACGCAGCCUUGAUAUGAUUCACGAUAUAUAUAGAAACUGGAAUUAAAGCUUACAACGAGAAAUCAGGAUGUGGAUGUUUGUAUGUGUGCUGUGUUGGGCGUUUAUCUCAGCUGAAGCUGAUGAUGUAACCUUUGAUCUCGUACUACGUCAUUUCUGGGACUUUCGGAUGCAGUAUUCCCCAGAGUUUUCAACCUACCAGGGCGUAUAUAAGUAUAAUGAUGCCACACGAUCAAUGAACUUGUCUGUGAUUGAACGAAAAAAGGCAGCGGUUGAAUCAUUUCUGUCAAUGGUGGAGAUAAUUAACAAGGAUGAACUUAGCAAGGCUAAGCAAAUGGAGUAUAUCAUUUUCAAAGAUUACAUAACAACUUACCUCGAGGGUUACAAAUGGGCCACGUAUGUGCUGAGUCCUGUUAAUUUUCUAGAGGGGAUCCAUUUGUAUUUUCCGGUAGAAAAAGCGGAGACUAACACACGAGGUGACUUCGAAAAUUACAUUGUUAGAAUGUUCAACAUGCCAAAAUUGGUCGACGAAGUAAUCUCCAGGAUGAAUGAAGCUAUUCGACUCAGUUUGACAUAUCACAAAGUUUCUAUCGCCGCAGUGCCAGAUCAAAUUGAAGAUUUGCUUGUUGGUGUUGAUGAGUCUAACUUUUAUAUUCCGUUAAACAAGUCACUCGAGAAGUCUUUAAUACCUGAGAAAGACAGGCGGUCGCUGAGGGGAAGAGGUAGAGAGGGCAUCGCAGUAGUACUUGAUUCUUACAGAAGACUUAAAGACUAUAUAGAAAACACCUACCUUCAUCACACGAGGCCUCAGACGUCUGUUAAGUCCCUGCGGAAUGGUGUCGACUACUAUCGAGCGUGUCUCAAUUGGCAUACUUCUCAGGAUGUGUCGCCUGAGUAUGUUCACAACCUUGGACUGCAGGAGGUCAACCGAAUAUACGGAAACAUGCAAAAGGUUUUGAAUCGAUUUUCCUUCACGGGUUCUGUAAAAGCCUUUUUUGACAGUAUUAAAAACGACGCUCGAUUCAUCAUCGAUGAUGCAGAUGAAAUAGUUGAAGAGUACACGAACAUUGUAAACAACAGAAUCAGACCGAUAUUGCCAAAAUAUUUUACAAAUAUACCGAACAUUAGGAUGACAGUGGAGAAAUCCCCAAAUGACGGCACUAGGGGUACGUAUGCUUUGGCUUCUGAGGUUAAUCCCGGCAAAUUCCUUAUCAACCUACAUAGACCACGGGAAAAUCCUACAUUUGACUACAUGGCACUAAGUCUCCACGAAGCCUAUCCUGGCCACCAUAUGCAGCACAGCUACACCAUGACAGCAGAUCUUGCCAAGUAUAGACGAUUCCCGGAGUACAGUUUCUAUGAUGUCCCAUUUAACCUGCCGUUUUUCUCAGCGUACGUGGAGGGAUGGGGAUUAUAUUCAGAAUACCUCGGCGAAGAGAUGGGACUUUAUGCAGAUGACUAUGAACUAAUGGGAAGAUAUAGUAAUGAAAUGCUGCGUGCCUGUCGCCUGGUCGUUGAUACUGGGAUACAUUACUUUGAUUGGACAAAGGAAAUGGCUAUGGAAUAUAUGUUCAACUACACAGCGUUUGGACCGGGAUAUGUAGAAAUUGAAAUUAAUCGGUACAUCACGUGGCCUGGUCAAGCAUGCGCAUACAAGAUGGGGGAAAUCAAAAUACGAGAACUGAGAAAGAAAUCAGAAAAAGAAUUAGGGGAAUUGUUCGACAUCAAGAAGUUCCAUUCUAUGAUUUUGGAAAACGGCCCUAUGUCCAUGAACAUUCUUGAGACCCUGGUGGAUGGUUGGAUUGAGGAGACAAAAGCAGCACAUAACGGGGCGACAGCAGUUUCAUGGAGCACUGAGACACAGCUACCGUUGUUUCUAGUUCUACUCAGUGCAGUUACAUACUGUGUACGGGUGGAGAACUGAGACACAGCUACCGUUGUUUUUAGUUUUACUAAGUGCAGUUACAUACUGUGUACGGGCGGAGCACUGAGACACAGCUACCGUUGUUUCUAGUUUUACUCGGUGCAGUUACAUACUGUGUAAGGGCUGCAUAACACUUUCCACCAAUAUCGUCUCAUAUAAAGAGGGACAAUUGUGGAAAAGCCGACAUCACAUUUUUUUCAAAGAGCAAUAUCGGUCAUGUAUAUCCAUAAUAUAGCAGGUGACCCAAUAGAUUUUCACGUCCGAUCGUGGAAUCGAACCCCGGCCGCCUUGGUGAAAAGCAAAUGAGCUAUCCACUGCGCUACCCGACCACCCAUAGAUUAUAUAAGAUAUAUCAUACCCAGGACAGAUAUAUCUUAGAUAUAUCAGAUUUAUACACUAGUACUGUAUACAAUUGAAUGGGACAGUGUAUAUAUUACAUGUAUGUGAGGUACCAUGUAUUCAAUACAAUAUAUAGGAUAGCUUAUAUAGAAAUCAAACUGUGUAUAAUAUACUGUUAUAUAAACCCGACCACCCUUAGAUUGUAUCCAGAACAGAACAGAUAUAUCUUAGAUAUAUAUGAUACAUGUAUAUAUGCACUUGUACUGUAUUUUAAUGACAGACUAUUAGCCCUCCCC